AUGGAGGAGGCAAAAGCGUCCCUUAAGAUGUCGAGGAAAUGUGGAGCAGAAGCAGAGCUGCAGAUGUUGGCAGGCAUGAUGGAAAAUGAAGGCAAGAGGAAAAGGAAGAAAUUGUCACACUCGCCCCUUUUACUGAUUAACGUAGUGGCUCAAGUUUUCGAGCAAGUGUUGGGCUUAGACUCAAUACUAUUCUUUGGACCAUUACUUCUGCAGUCAGCUAGAUACACCUAUAAUGCCUCAUUCGUCGCUCCGCUCAUUGCAGGAGUUGUUCGAGCUGGAGUUGCUGGACUCACUUAUCCGAGUUACAGCUUCUUCGGCCGACGCAUGACUCUAAUCUCGGUUUCCUUGCUGGGUCUCUUCCUUUUAGUAGGAGACCAUAUCUUUCAACUGAGCGAAAAGAGUAUCUAUGUUGACAUGGCAUUUGCCAUCCCCCUCAUAGACUGCUAUUCAAUGUUUAUGGGGCCUUCUGAGUGGACUGAAGAAUCGUACGCUGAAGAGAUAAGUGCGUUAGGCGCAUGCUGGGAGACGAGCAUAUCUUACCUCAUGUCCCUAAUCAUGAAACCAUCCGUUUUGCUGCUCCUUUGUGAUCUCAAGGCUUGGAUAUUCAUGCUAUUUGCUACUAUGACAUUGGGAAUGUGCUUCUCAAUUUAUAAAGUUUUGCACGAGAGAGAAAAGAAACAUGGCGAAGGAGUUGAGGAAGAUCUCUUCAAAUAA
Messenger RNA from Nicotiana tabacum (common tobacco), 714 nucleotides. Lineage: Eukaryota; Viridiplantae; Streptophyta; Magnoliopsida; Solanales; Solanaceae. The record is from RefSeq and is a predicted model, not a curated record.